Molecule: messenger RNA, 2932 nt
Organism: Notechis scutatus (mainland tiger snake)
Lineage: Eukaryota; Metazoa; Chordata; Lepidosauria; Squamata; Elapidae
Source: RefSeq, a predicted model, not a curated record
GUGCAAGUGAAGUGGCCUUUUCCCUUCCCUGACCAUGGCAUUUUGGCUUUGGGCCCUCUUGGUGUUGAUGAGUACAGAGAGUGCAAGAGCUGAAGAUCCAGGAUUCAAAGCUUGUAGACUUCAAGGCAAAAAGGUACUAGAAGUCCUACCUGGAGGUGGCUGGGACAACUUGCGCAAUGUGGAGAUGGGCAAGGUCAUGACCCUCAACUACUCCCAAUGCCAGACCACUGAAGAUGGUGAGUACCUCAUUCCCAAUGAUGUCUUUGUGGUGCCCCUCAAGAAGAGCAUAAUGGAGGUCCACUCUGAAAUUAUUAAAGACUGGCUGUCCUACACUGAUGCAUUUUCCAAAUCCAUCAAUGCUGAGGCAUCCUACCUCACUGUGCUCAAUGGCAGGUUCUCCACUGGUUGCCAAGAAACGAAGACCCACAAUGUCUAUGAUGAGACAGUCACCACAAGAGUGCAAGUACGGCAUCACAUCUACUCUGUGAAAGCUCAAACGUCCUUCACUUUCCACAAGGACUUCCGCCAUCAGCUUGUGAGCAUAGGCAACCAGCUGGAGAACAACCAGAGUCGGAUUGCUGAGUACAUGGCAGAAAUGCUGGUAUUAAGCUACGGCACACAUGUCCUCACAAGUGUGGAGGCUGGAGCGUCCCUCAUACAAGAAGAUCAGGUGAAAAAAAAGUUUUUGCUGGACAACGAUGCUCAGAAGGCAAGCAUCACUGCCUCUGCCUCUGUUACUUUUUUCCACAAAAUCAAUGUGGGAAUUGGGACCUCCAUGGAAAGUUUGAGUAAUAUAACUAAGGAGUAUGUGGCAAAUACAAUAAAUUCCAAAUUGGGGGGCUGGGGCAGUGUGCCCUUCUAUCCUGGCAUCACCCUCCAGAAAUGGCAGGAAGGCAUCCCCAAUGGUUUAGUAGCAAUAGGCAAGUCAGGGCUUCCACUGCCAUUUUUCAUCACCCCUGAUGCCUUACCUGAAUUGCCAGAGCCUACAGUUCGUCGAGUGGCCACUACGGUGGAAAAUGCUAUCCGCCUCUACUAUGCAAUCAACACCCACCCAGGCUGCGUUGAGCCCAGCUCGAUGAAUUUCAACUUCCAGGCCAAUGUUGAUGAUGGCUCGUGCCAAAAUCCCAGCACCAAUUAUACCUUUGGUGGAAUCUUUCAGGAGUGCCACGGGGUUUCGGGACAGGACCCAGAAGAGCUUUGCCAAGCUUACCGUAUCCAGAACCCCUUGACUGGCAACUACUCUUGCCCACAGAACUAUUCGGCUGUCCUGCUGCAUGAAGAGCAGCGUACAGCCAACCAGCCCAAGAUGGAGUGUCAUCAGCAGUGCCAUACUUGCUGGCUUGUCCUUAAGUGCUGUAAGAACGUGUGCGGCAUCCGCUACUACCCCAGCACAGUGAAGUUCUUUGCUUAUUGGUGUGCUGCCGCAGGUCCAAUAGCUCAGAGUACCGGAUUUCUCUUUGGAGGACUCUACAGUACCGGGAAUGAGAACCCGGUGACUAGCACCUAUACCUGUCCGGCCUACUACUUCCCCUUGGUCCUGUUUGAUAAUCUGAAGGUGUGCGUCAGCAAUGACUACGAGAUGGGCUCCCGCUUUGCGGUGCCCUUUGGUGGGUUCUUCAGCUGCCAGUCUGGCAAUCCUCUGGCAGGCUUACGGAAGGGCCAAAGCCCUGGAAUCCUCCAGGAUUUUUUCUACCAAGAUUCUCCUACUAAAUACCCCAUGAAAUGUCCAGCUGGACAUAGUCAACAUAAGGCGUAUUUGAGCGAUGGCUGUGAAAUUCUCUAUUGUUUGCAGGCAGGGACACUUUUUGCUCAGCAAUUGGCUCCCAUCAAGCUCCCCCCUUUUCUGCGCACGCCGUCCCCAAAUGGCAGCCUUUCUGAAACGAUCCUGGUGAGCACCGAAGGUAGCCAAGCCUGGGUCAAAAUACCGCAGAGUGGGAGCUGGAGGUUGGCCAAUGGCACCGAACGGAAGGAAAUAGCUCUUCUUUUCCAAGGAAGCAACAGUUUGGGACUAUCAAGUGGGGCCAUUGCUGGGAUUUGCAUCGCAGUGAUGGUAGUCUUGGUUAUCUUCGUUUUUAUUGUGUUCAGAAUUCGACGCUACAAGAUGAGAGGCUACCAAGAGGUGAUAAAUGAGGACCUAGGCAAUGAUGGCAGAAACUAUAGAACCACAGAGACACCUCCAGAACUUAGUGCUGCAUAAAACACCUUUUCAUCUAUUCUUUGAAGUUUAAUUCCAAUUGUGGGGAGCUGAAUCUGGAAAGUGGGAGAGGCAGAAUAAUAAUGGAGAGCUGCGUAGGGGUAGGGGAAGUAAGCAUUAACUAUGAGUGUACCUAAAAAUGUUUGACCGAAAUGAUGAUAACCACCUUCCAAAGCAAAAAAAAUAAUUUGCUUUGAAUAAUUAAUAGGUAAUUAAUAAUUCACUUACCUGAAUGCAGGUAAAAUAAGCAAUCUGAGAGAAAUCAGUUGAAAGAUCUAGACUUUAUCCUGAAUGUCAAAUUACAUCAACAAAAGAAAAUCAAUUCAGAGGUAACAAUAUAGCUUUUUGUUUGAGCAACUGUAGUUCUGCAGCUGAAAGAGAACAGAUUACACAGACAAGAUAGGAAAGUAUUUAAAAGUAAUUUUAGCAGACUGAGACAUGAUUUAGAGCAAGAACAGCUCUUUCUGUAAUGCACUGAGAAUUCAUUUAUAUGUAAGGGGAUUUGUUUUACUCUAAUUGCAUCUUGACAGCCAUCAUUUGAUACAUUUUUAAAAAGCGGAUGAGCAACACUACCAAGUAGAAGCAAGCUUGCUUUGGCAAUAGCUCAACACAUUCUUUGUCAGUUUAAUAAAUUCUGUGUUGUUGUUUAGAAAAAAAUCAUCACCACUUAGGUGAUGAUUUUUCAUCACUGCCUUAUGUAAUUAGCCCUAAUUGGUAAGAUUGAGAUAACUGCUUUUA